Messenger RNA from Effrenium voratum, 1639 nucleotides. Lineage: Eukaryota; Dinophyceae; Suessiales; Symbiodiniaceae. The record is from the annotation of a GenBank genome assembly.
AUGCGCCAAAUGCGCGCGCGGGCGCGGGCGCCGGCCAAGUCGGUGAGGAAUGUGCUACAAGAGGACUUCCAGCGCAAGGAGGGUUCGGCCGAAGAGCUGGUGGCGAGAUACCCGGAGUGCGAAGGGCUGGACGUGAUUUGGCAGGUGUCCCUUGGAGUCGGCGGGCUUGGCCCCACCUCAAAGCAGAGGAGCCUCUGUGCAUUGGCGGCCGCAGAGCUGACAAGGGGCAAGCCUGGGGCGCUGAAGCAGAGGGUUUCGCUUGGCCGCGGGGAGGUAUUGGCACUGGAGGGCGAUGAGGUGCUGGAAGCGUCUGAUGCGUCCGGCCCGGACCCGCAGGUGCUGUGCGCUUUGAGCAGCGGCCGGCACUGGCUGCGGUGGCUGGAGCUGAAGUCAGGGGAGGUGGAGGAGAUCCGGGAGGAGGGCGUGCUGGUCCUCUAUGCCGUGUCUGGGUGCGCCGCGGCCUACUUCCCUCGCCUGAAGAAGGUCGGCGGGAAGCUGUGCCUGUGCCCUGACUGCCGUGCCGACGGCGGGGGCGAUGGGUUCAAGGUCCGGGCUCAGGAUGCGCUGGUGAUGCAGCCGGCGCAGGGCAUCAGUUUGGUGGCGGUCGAGGAAGCAGCACUGGUGGCUGCAGUCUUCGAGCUCCGCAGCGCGCGUUUGCGACCCGCUGGUGUCGGCUGCUUGCUGAAGGCCCUCACUGUUAUCGUCGGCGUGGAGGGGAAGGAGGCGGAAGAGAAGGUUCUCUCCUGCCGCUUUCUGCUGAGUAUCUUCAUGCUAGACUCCCUGUCCUGGGCCACUGGAAAGAUCUUCCAGUACGAGGCGCUUUUGAUCGCAGAGGACAUCGGGUGGUGCUACUUGAUCACCUCUUUGGUCAUCACCACCGCAGAGAUCCUCGUGGAGUUCCUCGCCUCCGCGUGCACGCCGUGGCUCUGCCGCCGCCUGCUGCGGGUCGAGCCAUCGGCGCGGCCCUUGGCGCGGCUGGCGGCUUGGGCCUAUGCCUUCAGUAACCUUCUAGCUCUGCUGGUGUACCCGGUGCUGGGCGGCCUCAUCUUCGCCAACAUCACCGGGCCUGCAAUGGUCUUCGUGAUGGUGACCUUCCGGACCCUCCAGUACAGCUUCUGCAACCAGGUGGGAGACCAAGCGCUGGAGAUGAGUCGCCCCGAUUGGCUCCACACCUUCAAGAAGACCACGCUGCGCAUGCCCGGGCUGGGCCCUUGCUGUGUGCAGCGCCCGGCCUCACCAGAGGGCCUGGCCUACUUUGUGACCUUCCUUCGCUUCUCCGUGAUGUUGGCCCUAGGCGGCGCCUACGUGGCGGUCAAGGACAGCGAUGUUUUCCGGUGGGCGCUGGCGACCACGUGCUUGGUGGUCAACUUUGUGGUCUCUGCCAUGCUGCUCUGGAACUUGCCGGCGCUCUCGGCCGGCAUUGGCGAUUCGAGCGAGACGGGGAUUGCUGCGGAGUCAGAGGCCUUGCCCAAGGCGGGCGCAGCGGCGGGCGGCGCAAGCGGCUUCCGUGGCUUGUGCCAACUGGGCGCCGCAGAGCGGGGCUACCUGGCCUUUGUGGUGGUGACCUAUGGGGUGCCCCCGCAAGCGCUAGACGCUUUGCAGAGUGUCUUGCUGCUGGAGCUGCCGCUGAUCUUCCAAG